Molecule: messenger RNA, 700 nt
Organism: Aspergillus versicolor CBS 583.65
Lineage: Eukaryota; Fungi; Ascomycota; Eurotiomycetes; Eurotiales; Aspergillaceae
Exons: 2
Coding region: 119-583 (154 amino acids)
Source: RefSeq, a predicted model, not a curated record
UGAAACCUCAUAAUCGUACGGACCACGAGACCUUAUACUUCAACGGAAGUACAUUUCAAAACUUUCUUCAUAUUACUUCUAUAUUUCUAAUUCACAAAUCUGAGAUAAUAUCUCGGCGAUGUGGAAAGGAAUCUCAACAGUUGGCCAAUUGGGCCGGGUUGCUAGCCUGCAACCCCAAGGCACGCUCGCCUCAGCCGUGCAGGCCCGUAGGACCUUUACAACCAUCCUGCCCCGUCAAGCAGCCCAGCCGCAAGACGAGGAGGACCACUACCACGACCGCAACAAACUAAACCCACAGCGUACGGAAAGCUCUCAAUCAGGUACGACGGAUGAGGUCGCGAGCCGGGAUGAGGCAUUUGAUCCAACCAGGACCUCGCCUGAGAGCGAAAUAGGUGCGUCGAGGGAAGAGACUAGGAGGAAGGGCGAUGUUCGCGACCCAUUGGAUGUUAGUGGUGCGGAUAAAGAUGUUGGUGGUGCCAGAGAUCCGAUGGAGGGGGGUGCGCAGAAGAAUGUUGAUAAGGCGGGUCAUAGUGCUAAGGGAUGGCCAAGGAAGAAUAGGGAGACGAAGGCUGGGAAGCGAUAAGUCAAUUAAUUUGAUUUGGAAAUGUCCAUUUGUUUGGGAGGUUACAGGCUGUGGAUAGUCUGUAUGGUCGAGUUUAUGUUGGACAUUGGAAAAAUAUAUUUCUUACACUAGGGCAUU